This is a messenger RNA of Penicillium riverlandense, 501 nucleotides long. RefSeq lists its product as uncharacterized. The coding region runs from base 1 to 501 and encodes 166 amino acids. The record is from RefSeq and is a predicted model, not a curated record. NCBI's taxonomy places the organism in Eukaryota, Fungi, Ascomycota, Eurotiomycetes, Eurotiales, Aspergillaceae. The transcript has a single exon.
AUGGAAACCCUCGGCCAGGUGCCAGGUCAGUCUGAUUUGGCAAUUUAUGGCGAUCAUCGAAGAAUCGGCUGGGUUGAUGGUAGCGCCAUCGAAGUUCCGAGAAGUCCGGCUGCUCUAUAUAACUCGGCAAACCUAUCUCGUUCUUGCCAGGAAAGGUGGUCUCCUGAGACUACCAAUGGUAUCUGCGUCCCACAAACGCAUACGACAUUUUCAGAUUAUAUCUCCGAUAUCAACAUAGUUGACGAGGCUCAAUUCGAUCCGGAGAUGUUUUUUCGUGAUAUUCAAGACUGCUCGACAGAGAUCGAGGGAACAGUGCGGAAUCAGCCACAGCUCAAUGACGGGGCAAACUUGGCGGAAGUCGAGAACAUACUCUUAGAAGACUUUUGGGCAGGAGACAAAUUCCGCUCGCAGAUGUUAACAGAGCUUGUGCCAAAAAGUUCGGGUGGAGACUUCACUUUCGAUACACCUCCCUCCCAGGCCAUUGCAGAUUCUCAGAACUAG